Brachypodium distachyon (stiff brome) is the source of this 1945-nucleotide messenger RNA. RefSeq lists its product as uncharacterized. The coding region runs from base 450 to 1490 and encodes 346 amino acids. The record is from RefSeq and is a predicted model, not a curated record. The transcript has a single exon. NCBI's taxonomy places the organism in Eukaryota, Viridiplantae, Streptophyta, Magnoliopsida, Poales, Poaceae.
UCCCUGUCCCCUCACUCCCUGCGGCAAAAGUCUGCCAUUCUGACCCACACGCCCAAAAUCCCAAAGCAGUACUCUGCUGCUUCUUGUCUUCUCCUGCUCCUAACCGUGAUCAGAUUCACCACCCACAAUCUACCAACAUCUUUACAACAAUCACGUCCAGGAAACACCUCAAAACCCUCUCUCCCGUUCACCUCUUGUUUAUCGUUUAUCUCUCCCCUCCAAAUAAACAAACAAAACCCCCAACCCCAAGUAGUAGUAGUAUCAAACUAAUCACCACUGUUGCACCUCGCCCUAUCCAUAAAUACAAAAUCCCAAUCCGAUCUCGCGGAUUCUAAUCCCCCAGCGAAUAAAAAGGCGGGAUUUUUUCUGUUAGACGUCAAGACUCAAGAGUCCCACCAGACCCCGGACGCAAGAAGAAGAAGAAGCCGUGAUCGAUCGAUCGAUCGAUCAUGAAGCCGCCGCCGCCGCCGUCUUUCGGCGUGUCGGCCAUGCUCCGGCCGCACCUGAGAAGCAUCACCGCGUUCCUGCUCGUCUUCUCCGCCGGGUACUCCCUUGGCAUCCUCUCGUCGUCCACGCGGCCGACGACGUCUUCAUCAUCAUCCGUGCCGAAGCCGUCGCAGACCGUGAUCCGGCCGCACGCCGCGCAUCUCACGAACGACGUCGUCCCUGCGUCGAACGCCACGGCCGCCGCUGGCACCGCAGGAACCGGCGGCUAUCCGAGGUCGCCGCCGCACGACCUCUUCCGGUUCGGGGACGAGUGCGGGGAACCCGUGGCAAGCGACGCCGUGGUGCAGACGCUCCUGGACAAGCUCUUCGACGGGGAGAGCCCCUACGCGAGCUUCCCCCCGGCGCACACCGCCGCGCUCCUUCACCCGGCCGCGGCCCGGCCCCGCGGGUGGGGCUCGACGGGGGCCGUGUUCGCGGAGCUCAUCGAGUCCGUGCGCCCUGACACCAUCAUCGAGCUGGGCGCGUUCCUGGGCGCCUCGGCGCUGCACAUGUCGGCCGUGGCGAAGAACCUCUCGCUGCCCAACACGGUCAUCCUCUGCGUCGACGACUUCCGGGGCUGGCCGGGGUUCCGCGGCCGGUUCCGGCGGGACGUCCCGGCCCAGCGGCACGGCGACGCGCUGCUGCUGCCGCAGUUCAUGGCCAACGUGGUGGCCGCGGUGGGGCCGGAGGCGGCGGAAAGGGUGCUGCCGGUGCCAUUCUCCACGGCGUCGGCGCUGCAGGCGCUGUGCCGGUGGGGCGUGUACGCGGACCUCAUCGAGGUGGACGCGGGCCACGACUUCCACUCGGCGUGGGCCGACAUCAACCUGGCGUGGGCCGUGCUCCGGCCCGGCGGCGUCAUGUUCGGCCACGACUACUUCACCUCCGCCGACGACCGCGGCGUCCGCCGCGCGGUCACGCUCUUCGCCAAGGUCAAGGGGCUGACGGUCCGGCCCCACGGCCAGCACUGGAUCCUCUCCCCGAAGCCGCAGGCCGGUGACAGCUAGGCCGUGCACUGCACAGUGUGUGUGUGCUUGUCGCCGUCACCCGCGGCGGGGCCGGCCACUCGCGCGCCGCCCGUACGUACGUCCCCAGUGGAGUCGCGGAAUAUUUACCUUACGUGUCCAGCCUUUAGCCGCGUACCAAUGAAGGCGAAAAAGAUCGGUCACGUCUCCAUUAGUCUGGAACUCUUGAGGUCUUCGUCUUAACCGCAAAUUUUUCAUUUCCCACACACACAAUCACGCAGAUUCUUUACACGAUAAACAAUCAAGCAAGCGUAAGAAUGUUAUUAGAGAUCUCAUGUUAUUAUGUGCUCGACCUGUCUCCUUCAAUUAUACAUACAUACAUACAUACACGGCCAUUGUACAUCAAGGUAGAUGGCAAGUCGUUGGUGUAACUGUUUUUUCUCCCUACAUACUAUUGCUUGGUGAUCAAUUAUCGUUCCAAGAGGAGAUUGUUUAUC